Anopheles coluzzii is the source of this 1559-nucleotide messenger RNA. RefSeq names its product tRNA N(3)-methylcytidine methyltransferase METTL6. The coding region runs from base 161 to 1105 and encodes 314 amino acids. The transcript has 6 exons. NCBI's taxonomy places the organism in Eukaryota, Metazoa, Arthropoda, Insecta, Diptera, Culicidae. The record is from RefSeq and is a predicted model, not a curated record.
CGAGGCUUUGAAGUCGGAACUUUUCAAACAUCAAAUUCUUUCCCAAUUUCGUUUCAAGGAAGAAGGACGUGUAUCAGUCUACUUCUAAUGGCAAUUGCUGAACUCAGGUGCCGAAGUGUUUGCUGGAAAUCUGUGAAUAGGUGACACUGGCAUUUUAAGUAUGGACGAGCCUGUUGAUUCCAAAACUGUGGAUCCUUCGAGCGUGGAUCGGUUUCCCAAGCAAAAGGCUUUCAAUCUGGGUGACGUUGUGACCGAUGCGGCCAAAAUUCUCACCGAGGAGGAAAGGACCAAAUUGGAGGAGCAGAACAAACGCCUUGUGACGCCAUUCCAAGCGCUGAAAUUAGAGCAAGAGGCCCGCAAGCAUUGGGAUUUGUUCUACAAGCGAAAUGAAAACCGGUUCUUCAAAGAUCGCCACUGGACGACGCGUGAGUUUAGCGAGCUGCUGGCGGGUGAAGAUCCGGCAGCCGCUGCUAGCUCCUCGCCACUGGCCAAGCCGGACAACGUGGAAAGGAUAAGCGUUGAGAAAAAGCUGCUAGAAAUUGGGUGCGGUGUUGGGAAUUUAAUAUUUCCUCUAAUCGAAGACGGGCAUCGUGACUACUUCAUCUAUGCGUGUGAUCUGUCACCACGUGCCGUGGAGCUGGUGCGGAAACAUAACCUGUACGAUGAGCGGUACAUGAAAGCGUUCGCCUGCGACAUCACGACGGAGGAAGUGUUCCAGGCGCUACCCGAGGCCAGCCUGGACAUAGUUACGCUGAUCUUCGUACUGUCCGCUAUACAUCCGGAAAAGUUCCAAUCGACGGUGGCCAACAUUUACCGGCUGUUGAAGCCGGGAGGGGUUGUGCUGUUCCGCGAUUACGGCCUGUACGAUAUGGCUCAGUUACGGUUCAAGCCAGGGCAUAAGAUAGCGGAAAAUUUCUACAUGCGACAGGACGGUACGAGAAGCUACUACUUUGCCGAGGAGGAAGUAUCGAAAUUGUUCUGCCAGACCGGCUUUACGGUGAUGGUGAACAGCUACAUUCAUCGGCGCACGGUAAACCCAAAGGAAAAUAUCGAUGUGCCAAGAAUAUUUGUCCAGGGGAAGUUUCUAAAACCGGAGCAAACAUAAGGAAAAAUCAUUCACGAAGAAAUUUCUUUCGAAGCCCCCAAAGUGCUCGUUCUCACACUCACUUUCAGUGAUCCUCAUCAUUUGAAGAGGAACUGUUUUCUGGUGGAAUGGAUGUCUCCGACUUUUAGAACGUACACGCUAUAAUAAUCCAAAGAUUUUGACUGGAAGUUGCUGUAAUAUAAAAUACUUACCGGUAUCUUAAAGAAGGUGCAUGAUAUUCUUUGUAGCUUAACUAGGCUCAAAGUCAGUGAAACUUUCUUCAUCGCACAUUGGGUCAUCCACCAGACUUCCAUCCAGGACCGUGGAAUAUGGAAUGGAAUAACUGUUGCAAGUUCUGGCCUUCCGACAAACGGUGUGAUCUUCAACGGCAUUGGUCUUUGUUUAUUCCAAUUUGUAUAUUUUUACCACCAGUGAAAAUCAGAAAAUAAAACAGAUAUUAUUCAAUUCUGUAUAA